AUGCACCAACAGUUCGAGCUUGAGGAUCAUCAGCUCGAGGCACAGGGAUACUCGCCCGCAAUGCCGAGGCGCUUCUCGCUGCAAUCUCUCUUAUCACUGAGCUUCGCGCUGACUGCAACUUGGAAUGGCUUUGGCAGUGCCAUUGGAAUAAGCUUGGCCGAGUCUUCCUCGUCGGGCACCCUUUGGACGCUUGUCGUUGCGGCACUCAUGAAUCUCAUCGUGUCUCUUGGCAUGGCAGAGCUUGCCUCGGCGUAUCCUAACUCUGGGGCUCAGUAUUAUUGGUCCUAUCAAGUGUCGAGCCAGCAGUGGGCGCCAUUUGCAUCAUACAUGUCUGCCUGUAUCAGUACCUGCGGCUGGUGGUUGGGCCUGGCGAGUGUCUGCAACUUUGUUGCUGCCAUGGUUCUUGCUAUUGUGCAGUUGUAUGUCGAAGACUACGUCAUACAGACUCGGGAGCAACUGUUCUGCUAUGUCAUGAUUGUCUGGUUGGCUGUGCUGCUCAACAUCUUUGCUAUGGAUUACCUUCCAGCACUGAACCAGUACCUGUUGUACUUCUCAGUGUCGACGCUCUUGGCCACUGUUUUCAUCAUUCUGGUUGCCGCCUUUCCAAAUUAUCGAUCCAGUGAAUGGGUCUUUACAGAUACAACAAACUUGAAUGAUUCAUACAAUAAAGGCUUUCUUCUGAUCCUAUGCCUGCUAAACAAUACGUACGGCUUCAUGGGUACUGACGCGGGGGCACAUCUGGCCGAAGAGAUUCCCGCACCAUCGGUCAACGUACCCAAGGUCAUUGUGUAUCCCAUCAUCAUUGGGCUGUUGACAGCGUGGCCGUUUGCAGUUGCGUGCAUGUAUGUUAUUACUGAUGUGGAGAGAGUUGCCAAUCCGCCAAGUGGAAUCGCCUUGAUUGAGAUUUAUUAUCAAGCCACAGCAAGCAAAUUCCUCACGGCUCUGCUACUUGCUGCAUUUGCACUCUGCCUCUUUGGGUGCGCCGUGGCCAAUAUCACGGGGUCGAGUCGCCAAAUAUGGGCUGCAUCGCGGGACAACUGCUACCCUUGGUCAGUGGGGCUUUCACAAAUCCACCGCAAGUAUCAAAUGCCCCGAAAUGCGGCAUGCCUGACUGGAGCCUUUACUACGCUUUAUGGAUUGAUUUUCCUCGGAUCGAGCACUGCUUUUGCUUCCAUGGUUAGCGCCAACAUCGUCUUCAUGAUGACUUCAUAUGUCGUUCCGCAGGGCAUAGUGGCUUGGCGUGGUCGUUCCCGCGUCCUUCCUGCACGGCACUUUGAGCUCGGGAACUGGGGUCUUGUCAUCAACAUCACAAGCUGUGUAUGGGUGAUAUUCCUAGACAUCGUGGCUUGCUUCCCAAUCAAUCGGCCUGUUACUGCUGCCAACAUGAAUUACGUCGGGUAA
Molecule: messenger RNA, 1401 nt
Organism: Pestalotiopsis fici W106-1
Lineage: Eukaryota; Fungi; Ascomycota; Sordariomycetes; Amphisphaeriales; Sporocadaceae
Exons: 6
Coding region: 1-1401 (466 amino acids)
Biological process (GO): transmembrane transport
Cellular component (GO): membrane
Molecular function (GO): transmembrane transporter activity
Source: RefSeq, a predicted model, not a curated record